Molecule: messenger RNA, 646 nt
Organism: Selaginella moellendorffii
Lineage: Eukaryota; Viridiplantae; Streptophyta; Lycopodiopsida; Selaginellales; Selaginellaceae
Product: UPF0678 fatty acid-binding protein-like protein At1g79260
Exons: 4
Coding region: 26-526 (166 amino acids)
Source: RefSeq, a predicted model, not a curated record
CCAAGGGUUUAAAGCGCGAAUAGCUAUGGAGGGGGCGAGGACCGAUAUUCUCCCGCCGAUCCAUCCAGCGCUGGCGCCGCUGGGUUUUCUACUGGGAUCUUGGCGGGGAGCUGGAGAGGGCGGCUUUCCCACCAUCAAAUCGUUCGGCUAUGGCGAGGAAAUUCGCCUCUGGCACACUGGAAAGCCAGUGAUGGCCUACACGCAAAAGACAUGGAAGGCAUCGUCCGGGGAGCCUAUGCACGCCGAGAGUGGCUACUGGAGGCCCAGGCCCGAUGGCUCGCUCGAGGUUGUCAUCGCACAAAGCACCGGUCUUGCGGAAGUCCAGAUAGGUACGUACGAUACCGAGAACAAGACCGUGACGCUUCACUCCUCGCUAGUGGGAAACGCCAGCAAGGUCACAGCGAUUUCGAGGCGCUUCCAAGUCACUGGAGACGAUGAGCUCAGCUACACGGUAGAGAUGGCCACCUCGGGUACUAAUCAACAGCUUAUGCCUCAUCUUCGAGCGGUCCUGAAGAAAGUAAGCUGAUGAUAAAGCCUCGAGAACAAACCUUUGAAGCACAGCAAUGUAUCUAAAGCUCGAGAUUCCGGCUAUGGCUGUGAGUCUUGUCUUCACUGUCCUAACAUCAAAAACUAUUCUUGUUCGCUA